AUGCUGUCUAAUGGCGUUCCGAUAGGGAGCUGCGUAACACUUGGAGCCGUCAUCUGCACGCUUGUCAUUAUUAACGCAAUCGUCCAACAGAUCGACGACAUGAGAGACGAGAUCGUUUCAGGAGUGCAGGAGAUGAAGACCGUAUCCGACGACGCAUGGACCCGUCUUGUCGUUCUGAAUGGCAAGUACCGCAGUGCAGAUGCUCUAGAAUCAUUCACGUCCAUCCUUUCCCGUCACAAAAGAUCCCAUGAGGCCUUUUGCAACUGCGGAGUAGACUCUCAAGGUUGUCCUCCCGGACCACAAGGCCCACCAGGAUUACCUGGAAGACGUGGAGAGCAAGGUAGCCCAGGUGAGCCUGGACGUCCAGGAGCUAGUGGAAUAUCCCUUGUCGUGACGCAUGAUAUUCCUGGAGGAUGUCUUCAGUGUCCACCUGGAGCGCCUGGCCCGGAUGGACCAGUUGGGCCUGAGGGUGAGCCUGGCUAUCCUGGAGCUCCCGGACAAGUAGGAGUAGCCGGUGAGGAUGGCACACCCGGUGAAACGGGACCACCUGGAGAACCUGGUAAUCCAGGACAUCCUGGACUAGAAGGAAAUGCCGGACAACCUGGUCACGAUGGACUAAUUGGAGCUCCAGGCCCAGAAGGAGCACAAGGAGCUCCUGGAUGGCCCGGGCCACCAGGAGAACCAGGCAAAAAUGGAGACCCAGGUGAAGAUGGAGCUCAAGGACCACCUGGACCUCCGGGUCCACCCGGAUUUCCUGGUAAAAAUGCAGAUGAUGGCACUCCAGGAGCCCCAGGUAGAGAUGGUCUCGUUGGAGAGGACGCAAAUUAUUGCCCGUGUCCUGCUCGUAAUGAAAAGAAAUCUUAA
Haemonchus placei is the source of this 864-nucleotide messenger RNA. The record is from the annotation of a GenBank genome assembly. NCBI's taxonomy places the organism in Eukaryota, Metazoa, Nematoda, Chromadorea, Rhabditida, Trichostrongylidae.